Messenger RNA from Achroia grisella, 405 nucleotides. Its product is annotated as fatty acid-binding protein 1-like. The record is from RefSeq and is a predicted model, not a curated record. Lineage: Eukaryota; Metazoa; Arthropoda; Insecta; Lepidoptera; Pyralidae. The transcript has 4 exons. The coding region runs from base 1 to 405 and encodes 134 amino acids.
AUGUCUUUCCUCGGGAAAACCUACACAGCCGGGAGCGAAGAGAACAUCGAGGCUUUCGUCAAAGUUUUGGGUUUACCCGCAGAAAUGACAACGAAACUUGCCCAGUACAAGCCUGAUCAAAGGUUCGAUAAGGAAGGUGAUACGUACAAACAUACUGUCAUCACGCCCUCUAAGAACAAAGUGAUCAGUUUCAAGUCAGGUGUACCUUAUGAAGAUAAACUCAGAAAUCUUAUUCCAGUUAAAAUUACCUAUACCGUAGACGGAGACACCGUUACACAGGUUAUUCAGGAUGAUGAAGGCCGAAGUGGCACAUUCAAAUUGGACUUUGCUGGUGAUAAGAUGACAGCGACGGUCACAGCCAGUUUCUGGGACGGUACAGCAGUCAGACAUUACACCGCUGUUUAA